CAGUGAGACUGAAGAUAGGACAGCGAGAAAGGGUUCAUACGAAUAAAUCCUCGUCGCCCAGGACCGAGAGAACAAGGAGAGGAGAAUCCCUAUUUACAAGCAAAUUUCCUCGCAUUUGAAAAAGCCUAAUUCCAGCUUUUGUAUAUAUAGUUGAAAUUGACGGAUCGACGUAUUUACCUCAGCGAUGGCUCAAGAGACGAAUCAGAGUCCCAUACUGUGUACCACCGGCUGUGGUUUCUACGGCAACCCUAGGACCAAUGGCAUGUGCUCGGUUUGUUACAAGGAGAACAUAAACCGACAGCAAAACAGCGACCGCAUGAGCCCCAUGAGUCCCUUAGGUGCUGCUGGUAGUCCGGCAGCAGAGGCCAUCCAGAGACUAGAAGCCAGCUUAAGCAAAGCUGCUGAACCUCCAGCCGUGCCCAACACAGACACCACCAGAGAAACCGUCCCAGCAGCCUCUUUGCCUGUGACACAGCAGAUGACUGAAAUGAGCAUCUCCAGAGAAGAGAAGGUCACGUCGCCAAAAUCAGAAGUUGCAGAGCCAGUUGUCACCCAGCCGAGCUCCUCCUCCAGCCUUGCCCUUGCCCAGGCCUGUGACGAGACCAAGGCCCCUGAGCUGCCCAAGCCCAAGAAGAACAGAUGCUUCAUGUGUCGCAAGCGGGUGGGACUAACAGGUUUUGACUGCCGGUGUGGGAACCUGUUUUGCGGGCUCCAUCGAUACUCCGACAUCCACAACUGCACAUAUGACUACAAGGCGGAGGCUGCUGCCAAGAUCCGCAAGGAGAACCCCGUGGUCGUGGCAGACAAGAUCCAGAGAAUAUAAGCUCUCCCCCGCCUGGGAGAAUGUUGGGAACUUUGAUCUGAACACUGGCGCUGGAGUGGCUAAUAGACAAUAUUUUUUUUUUUCUGAGAGCGAAAGAAAACUUUUUUUUUGUUUUGAGAGAAUGGUGCAUGUGCAGCGAUCUUAAUUGUCUCUUGUUUGUUUUUUUGUUUAUGUUUGUUGUUGUUGUUUUUUUUGAAGGGGGGGAGGGUGUUUCCUUUUUUUUGUUUCAUCCUCUUCCUCUCCUUUAUGUGUUUGUUUGAAUAGGUUGUUGCUUUUUUCUCCCUUUUAAACCAUAGUCAUUAUUUCUGUACGUCUUGCAUAUUUGGCCAGGACACUUUUCAGGGAAGAUGGAACAGUGUUGCCCCUUCUCGACGAUCCCCAUCUCGAUUGACAGGUUCAAAGGAGUCUGAGAAUGCUGUGUGCCAAAAAUGUAGACAUUUACUGGGUGGACCAGGAUGCAGCCUCGCCCCAGCACCUCUCCUCCGAUCCUCCGUUAUUUUAGCCUGAGUGCUCCGGGGCAGCAUCCUCUGUGCCGAGUUUCAGUCCGUUGGUUAGACGAGCGUUAUUUGAUUAUGAAAGCCAGUGAGAGGCCAUCUUGUAUCGUCGAGCGAGCGAGGUGUGAAAAACGCCUGAAUGUGAACCUGUUCUCUCCUUUUCUCCAGGAAAACACAUCUCUCUCUUUCCCCUGUCAGGCAGGUCAGUGGACAAAAGCUCCCGUGUCUGCCAGUUAAGUGCUUAGUGGCGCCUGUCCAUAUUUAAUCAAGCUAUCGCCGGUUGGCUUUCCUGAUGAGCUCCUGCCUCAACCUCGUCUGCCUGUUGGAGAGCGAGUCGAGGCUCUGUAUAGACUAAUGAUCGAAACUGUCACCUGAAGGGCCAUGCUAUUGAAUUGAGGAACAUGCUGUCAGAAAAAAAGAGCAGAUUUUUCUGUGAAGAUGCUGAUCUAGGACCCGUCUUAUUUGAGAAAUCCUUUAAUGUUCAGUUGAAGCCCAGGAAUGUGUGAAGAACUGGGGGUCAUUGACAAUAAUCUUCAUCUUAAUUGUGAGUAAAUGUAUUUGUCAUAGUUUUUUUUCUUUCUUUGAGAGUAAGUAUUACACAUAUUUUGAAUAUGUGAGCAGGUACGGUAUGUAACCAUGGUGUGCGUGUGUAUGAGUGUUCGUUUUUUAUAAAACUCUUCUCCAUAUCUUGACUCAAGCUGAAUUAACCUGGAAUAGGCUUGCCAUUUUGGUUUGUUUGUUUGUUCACUAAGAAACACAAUAGAAAAAGAAUUGUAUCGCUACAGUAGUUCUUCCACUAUGGACUUUUGGGCUGUUUCUUGGUCUCUUUGUGUUCCACCAUCCCUUACAUACCUCUGGUAGAUUUGUGUGCGUAAUGUACAUAAACAAACCUCACUGUUGGUUUUCUUUUACUCAUUUAGGACUGGCUUCAAAAGAAAAGAAUUGUAUGUAUCCGUUUUGAGUUUUACUUUCACCUGUUAGGUAUAUGCAAAUUUGUACAAAGAAAAAAAAUACAACUUACCAUGUUCAUAUUUAUGUAAUACAUAUAAUCGUGUUAUCUGGCAUUAAGGUAAACAUAGUAUCCUGUAAAUAAACUGAUGUACAGAGAUGUCA
Alosa sapidissima (American shad) is the source of this 2430-nucleotide messenger RNA. It is a transcript of the gene zfand5a, whose product is annotated as zinc finger, AN1-type domain 5a. Gene Ontology annotation, molecular function: zinc ion binding; DNA binding. Lineage: Eukaryota; Metazoa; Chordata; Actinopteri; Clupeiformes; Clupeidae. The record is from RefSeq and is a predicted model, not a curated record. Bases 185 to 823 code for a protein of 212 amino acids. The transcript is spliced from 6 exons.